Messenger RNA from Elaeis guineensis (African oil palm), 3688 nucleotides. The record is from RefSeq and is a predicted model, not a curated record. Lineage: Eukaryota; Viridiplantae; Streptophyta; Magnoliopsida; Arecales; Arecaceae.
AAAAAGCGUGUUCGCUUUCCAUUGACUGCCGACUUUUCCCGCAGUUUGCUCUGCAUUUAUUUGUCUUAUAGUAUUCGUUUUUGGUGGCGCUUCCUAAUCUCUCUCUUUCAUUUCGCUGCUUACUUCGUGAAUCUUGAAUUGGAUUGCGGAGUUUUCCUCAGAUCGGGUGCUGGGAUAGGCUUUCUUUUUCUGGGGGAUAAGAUAAGCUUCUUCUUGGUUGAUUCUUUUAGCAGUCUCUUUCAAACUAUGGAUUCGUAUCUGGGUUUCUAUUGCUUGGAUUCAUGGGUGUGAUGUUUCUGGAUUUCUGGGGGCGCAGUGAUCCAGGUUGGCUCCUUAUGAUCCAUUAAGUUUACAGAAAUUUGAAUUUGGAUUCGAGACAUUCUUAUUGAGGGAUUUAAGGAUUGAUGGAGCCUAAAGUUGGAGGCAAAAGACAACAAUUUUAUGGUGCUGGAACAUCCAGUGGACUUGGGAAGAAAGGCCUGGAAUGGGAUUUGAACGGCUGGAAAUGGGAUGGUAAUCACUGUGUGGCUACUCCUUUGAAUUAUGUUUCAGAAGACCGCUGGAACAAGCAACUGAUGUCUGCUCCAGCUGCCAGAGGGCUUUCCAACGGCUCAUCCUUUUGCCCUGAAGAGACUGAUUUGGGAAUCACUGGGAAAGGGAAAGCAGAACUUGAGAAGCGGAGGAGGGUUACGGUGGCAGCUGAUGAUGAGCCUUCUGAUGGAUCUCUUACUCUAAAGCUUGGAGGACAUGCCUCUGAAUUGGUUGAGGCAGACGUUGCAAACUGGGAAGGGAAGAAUGGAAACAGGAGCAAGUUGGCCGGGGGAAAUUCUAGCCGCUCCUCUUGCCAGGUGGAGGGUUGUGGUGCUGACCUGAGCAAUGCCAAAGACUACCAUAGACGACACAAAGUUUGUGAGAUGCACUCCAAGACCAGUAUGGCAAUUGUCGGAAAUGUUAUGCAGCGUUUCUGCCAGCAAUGUAGUAGGUUUCACCUUCUUCAAGAAUUUGAUGAAGGAAAGAGAAGUUGUCGUCGACGUUUGGCUGGCCAUAAUCUAAGGAGGAGAAAAACCAAUCCCGAUGCCAACACGGCUGUAGGUUCUUUGAAUGACAAUCAUGCCAGUAGCUUUCUAUUGAUAAGUCUACUAAGAGUGCUGGCCAAUUUACAAUCUGAUAGCUCUGGCCAAUCAAAAGAUCAGGACCUUCUGACUCAUCUUUUGAGGAACCUUGCAAAUCUUGCUGGUUCAUCUGAUGCAAGAAAUCUUCCUGGACUCCCGCAGGCAUCUCAAGAUCUGCACAAAUUUGGAAUUUCUGCUGGGACAUCAUCAGAAGCAGGCAAUGUUUUACAUGGCAAUGGUCUUGUUGUUCAAGAAUCCUCCAGGCCCUUGUCUUUACCUUCUAAAGUAGCUUGUACCACUGGGUUUCCAGUUCCUUCUAUGAGACCUCUUGAUCAUUCAGCUUCUGCUGUGGCUUCAGUGGAGAUACAUUUAGAAAAGAAUAUUGCUGAAGCUUCUCUUGGUGAGACUGCACUGACAAUUCCUGCUCCAUGUUCUGCAACCUUGGUGCCUGUAGAAGAUGUCCUGUCUGUGAAAGCACAGGAUCUAUGCUCAUCGCAGAGUAUUCUGCAUGCAGAAUCUAUAUUGGAGAGAGAUAGGAUAAAGGACUUUGAUUUAAACGUGUAUAGUGAUGAACAAGAUGGUGAAGAAGCAUGUGAUCUCCCAAUUGCCCUUGCAACUCAGGCUACAGGUUCCCCUAAUUGCCCUUCUUGGAUGCCGCAGCAAUCAAGUCCAAAUCAGACAAGUCAUAAUUCGGAUUCAUCAUCAGUACAAUCACUGAGUUCUAAUAGAGAUAUUCAGAGUCGAACAGAUAGAAUUGUGUUUAAACUCUUUGGCAAAAAUCCAAAUGAUGUUCCUCUUGUCUUACAAACACAGAUUUUCAACUGGUUAUCACAUAGUCCUACUGAUAUGGAGAGUUAUAUUAGACCUGGUUGUAUCAUUCUAACAGUUUAUCUUCGCCUAGCUGAGUCUCUGUGGGAGGAGCUUUCCCAUGAUCUGAAUUCCAGCCUGAACAGGCUUUUAUGUAUUUCCCAUGAUGACUUUUGGAGAACAGGAUGGGUAUAUGCUAGGGUACCACAUCGUAUGGCCUUUAUAUACAACGGUCAGGUUGUGCUAGACACACCCUUGCCUCUUCGAAGUCCUAAUCCUUGUAACAUCUUGUGCAUCACACCUAUUGCUGCUGCUGUUUCUGCAAAGGUUAACUUCACAGUGAAAUGCUUUAAUCUAGCGCUUUCUGCUUCGAGGUUACUUUGUGCGUUUGAGGGUGAGUAUUUGGUCCAAGAAGCAACACAAAAUUUUCUGGGGGGUUCUAAUACUGGCAAGGAGCAUGAAGGGUGCCAGAGCUUCAGCUUCCAUUGCUCCCUUCCUAGAGCAAUGGGGAGAGGAUUUAUUGAGGUUGAAGAUGAUGGUCUUAGCAGUGCCUCCUUUCCCUUCAUAGUUGCAGAAGAGGAUAUGUGCUCUGAAAUCUGUAUGCUAGAGAGUGCAAUCAAUGUGUCCUCAUGUGGUGACCUCUUGGAUGAUAGAAUGGAUGCAAUAAAUGCCAGGAAUCAGGCAAUGGACUUUUUACAGGAAAUGGGGUGGCUUCUCCGAAGGAGUCACUUAAGGUCUAAAUCUGAACAGUAUUCUUGCUCAAAUGUCUUUUCCAUGACACGUUUCAGGUGGCUCAUGUCAUUUGCCCUGAAUCGUGAGUGGUGUGCUGUUGUCAAGAAACUUCUAGAUAUAUUAUUUCAAGGAAACAUAGAUUUAGGUGGGCAGUCUCCUGUUCAGUUUGCCUUGUCAGAAGAUCUCCUUCACAGGGCUGUUAGGAGAAAGUCAAAGCCAAUGGUGGAACUCCUACUAAGAUACAAACUAAAUACAGCUACAGAGAAGACGGGUCCUGAUAGCUUCUUGUUUGGACCUGCCAUGCUUGGACCCUCAAAUAUAACGCCUCUUCACAUAGCAGCUACCAUUAGUGGAGCUGAGAGACUAUUAGAUGCAUUGACUGAUGAUCCUGGACAGUUGGGAAUCAGAGCAUGGAGUAGUGUUCAUGACAGCACUGGUUUCACUCCUGAAGACUAUGCCCGUUCCAGAGGCCACAUAUCCUACAUACAAUUGGUUCGAAAGAAAAUUAGUGAUAAACCAGACAAAGGUCAUGUGGUCCUUCACAUCAAUGGCAAUGAUGAUGCCACUUACAAGCAAGCAGGACCAUGUUCUGGUAAACCAAGCGGCUUUCAGAUUGAUAAGAGCAAAAUCAAACCAGCGCCACCUCCAUAUUGCAAGCGCUGCAAUCAGCAGCUGGCUUACAGUAGAUCCAUGAGCAGCUCAUUGUUGUACAGACCUGCAAUGCUUGCAAUGGUGGGCAUUGCUGCGGUCUGUGUCUGUGUGGCUUUGCUGUUCAAAGGCCCACCAGAGGUUCUGCUUGUCUACCCUCCGUUCAGGUGGGAACUGCUGGACUAUGGUUAUAUCUGAGUCUGAAGCAUUGUGCAUCUAAAAGAAAUUGCUGCAAUUCUAAUGAUGGAUCAGGUUCGUGGUGCAGCAUUUACGGUGUAUAUGACUGUGUUUUUCCUACAGGAAACAUAACUAAUUCUGUGUAAUAUAUUCUGUUGUUUAUUACGGACAAUCUUAUUCUUUUCAAGGGAUCAGAACCAUUUGUUUCUCAA